Notothenia coriiceps (black rockcod) is the source of this 2015-nucleotide messenger RNA. RefSeq names its product sulfate transporter-like. Gene Ontology annotation, biological process: transmembrane transport. The transcript has 3 exons. NCBI's taxonomy places the organism in Eukaryota, Metazoa, Chordata, Actinopteri, Perciformes, Nototheniidae. Gene Ontology annotation, cellular component: membrane. Bases 1 to 1086 code for a protein of 361 amino acids. The record is from RefSeq and is a predicted model, not a curated record.
AUGUAUAAACAAACUUUCAUUUUAUCUUGUAGUUUUGCCUUCACGGUGUCACUGUCCGAGAUGUUUGCUAAGAAGAACGGAUAUACAGUCCGUCCCAACCAGGAGAUGCUGGCCAUCAGCUUUUGCAACAUCAUCCCUUCCUUCUUCCACUGCUUCACCACCAGUGCUGCAUUGGCAAAAACUAUGGUGAAGGACUCAACAGGCUGCCAAACGCAGAUAUCCAGUCUGAUUAGCGCCCUGGUCGUCCUUCUUGUCCUCCUCUUCUUCGCGCCUUACUUCUACGCUCUCCAGAAGUGCGUUCUUGCCUGUAUCAUCAUUGUUAGCCUUCGGGGGGCACUGAGGAAGUUUACGGAUGUCCCGGCAAAGUUGCGUGCUAGCCGAGAUGACGGCAUUGUUUGGCUGGUCGCCAUGUUCGCCACGACUCUGAUCAGUGUGGAGAUUGGUCUUGUGGUCGGGGUAGUGUUUUCUAUGAUCUGCGUAAUCUAUAAGACCCAGAACCCCAAGGUCUCUCUCCUUGGCAAGGCCAGUGACGUCGAUCUUUACGAAGAUGUGGAAGAGUACAAGAACCUCAUGCCACCACCCCGGGUUCAGAUCUUUCGCUUCCAGGCUCCUCUGUAUUACGCCAACAAGGACUCAUUCCUCAGAUCUCUCUACAAAGCUGUCGGAGUUGAACCUUUCCUGGAGCUGACUAAGAGGAGAAAGGAAGAGAAGAAGGCUAAAGAGAUGUCUUCGAAGCAGAUAAAGGCGAAUGGAGAUAAAAGCAAUGGCGAGGUUGUCAUUGGACUUGUCGAAAGAGAACUGGAUUUCCACACGAUAGUUUUAGACUGCUCCGCCAUCCCAUUCAUAGACUCCACAGGCAUGGCCACUUUUGAAGGGCUGGUCAAGGAAUAUGGAGAGAUAAGGGUGAAUGUGCUCCUCGCAAAUUGUAACACCUCAGUCAUUGAUCUCCUACAGAAGGGACAAUUCUUUGGGAAAAAUGACAAAGACAUGAGCAGUCGGUUGUUUCACACAGUUCACGCUGCAGUUGUUCAUGCAAAAGAUUCAUACGCAGCAGCAGAGAGCAGGUCUGAAGACUCUGGGGUGUAGAGAAGGUCAAAGGAGAGGCAAUUUUGGUAUGCUAUCUUGUCCUCUAAAACAAUUCUGCAUUAGGUUGCUUUGAGGCAGCCUUUUACAAGUUUAGUCCAAGAAAAUCCAAGUAGGGAUUGCAAGACAACUGCAAACCAGGCUUUGUGGCAUCCAGCACAUUUUCAGUACAGGAGAUGCAAAUGGUACAGGGUUCAACAUAGUCAAAUAAUAACUAGAAUAACUAACAGGUUAGUUCCUAUUAAGUUCCUAAUUAAUAACUGGGUAUGUCAUUGUUAUGGCCUGGCUCAAAAGGCCACAACAAAGAGGAGACACACCCUAUCAAAGGUUAGAAAAAUAUGUUUAUUAAAGAAAGUGAUUCAAAUUAGCCAAAUUAAUCAAGUGCAAAACAAGUAAAGCAUGAGGUUUGAACGUCAGUGGUAUCAGUAAUGUAACUGAUUAAGGUAACACUUUAACUGGCCUUAUUUAAAAAAAAAAAACUUUAAAUAGACUAAUGAGGAUUUUUCACACCCCCAGCUUUUAUGACAGACCUUAGGUAGCAGGAGUCUGAUAACCACUUGGGGAUAGCAGCCUGCCUUAACAGACGCAGUGGAAGUGCUACCAUCACUGGAUUGUCAGCAAAAUGUGUGUUUGUCUUUAUCGUCCAAUGCAGGGUGAGGAUUGCAUGAACAUGUAUGUGUGAGGGUGUUGAGGUGCACAAAGUAAAACAACUGAAAUAACCAAUAACAUACUCAACCGAACCGGGUGCCUGUAGGAGAAAGCAGAGGGAAGACAGAGAGGAGCAGAGGCUUUUAAAUAGCUGCAGGGCACCAGAGUUACUGCAAUCAAGGCAAUCAAGACAGCACAGCCACACCCUUGCCGUUUCUCAAUCGCGAGUACACAUGCUGCAGAGCAACUAUUUCAAGUAAACUAUGUCAUAGUGGUGCAGAAUG